AGUCCCCCCCCCUCAUCCUUCCCUCACAAGGAGACAAUGUACAAGCCUCUCCUAUCCCACGAGGAUGAACAAGACGGAGGGUACAAGAGGUAUCCUUUUGCGGCCUUGGAGGACUACACCGAGGACGAGGACGAGCUGUGGAGCCUCUCGAGUAUCCCUGAAUCUACGAAUCUCCUUGCUGGCGGGGAGAAAACCUAUGACGAUGUGGAAGCGAAAGAAAAGAAACUGGCAUACCCAAAGUCAGUAUUCUUCAUCAUCGGGAAUGAGUUCUGCGAGAGAUUUUCCUACUAUGGCAUGAAAGCCAUCUUGACACUGUACCUGAAGUUCCAGCUGAUGUUUAGUGAGGAUGAUUCUACUAUUAUAUACCAUGUAUGGGCUAUGCUGUGCUAUUUCACACCAGUAAUUGGAGCCAUUAUUGCAGACACUUUCCUUGGACGUUUCAGAACAAUCUUCUACAUUUCCAUCAUUUAUGUGAUUGGCAAUGGAGUACUGUCUCUCUCAGCCAUACCACCUAUUAUGCCGGAUCUUAGUACAAAGAUAGCUGUUUCACUAAUAGGGCUACUCCUAAUUGCCCUGGGAACUGGAGGUAUCAAGCCCUGUGUAUCAGCCUUUGGGGGAGACCAGUUUGUUCUCCCUCAGCAAGAGCGACAACUUGCUCAGUUUUUUUCCAUCUUCUACUUCAGUAUCAACGCAGGUUCUCUUAUAUCAACUUUUGUAACACCAGUCUUAAGAGAUGACAUAAAGUGCUUCAAUGAUGACUGCUACUCUUUAGCCUUUGGAGUUCCAGCUGUCUUAAUGCUUGUUGCCCUAAUCAUCUUCGUGAUUGGAUAUUUGAUGGGCUUAUACAAAAUCAUCCCUCCUGAGGGUAGUGUGCUGACGAACGUAUUUGGAGCUAUUUGGCAUGCACUGAGAAGCAAAUCUAAGAGCAAGGAGAAGAAGGAACACUGGCUAGAUUAUGCUUCAGAUAAAUAUGAACCAAAGCUUAUCAAUGAUGUCAAGAUUCUGCUCAAGAUCCUUGUAUUGUACAUCCCUCUUCCAUUUUUCUGGGCCUUGUUUGAUCAUAAGGGAUCAAGAUGGACAUUCCAGGCUACCAGGAUGAGUGGAGAUAUUGGUGGGUGGACUAUUAAGCCUGAUCAAAUGCAGGUUAUAAAUCCCUUCUUCAUCUUAAUGCUGAUCCCUAUCUUCGACUCCUUUGUAUACCCUUUGUUAGCAAAGUGCAACAUUUUGACAAAACCCCUGACAAGAAUCUUCGCUGGAGGAGUCCUUGCAGGAGUAGCCUUCCUGAUCUCAGGCUUCUUGGAACUCAAGCUUGAGACUACAUAUCCAGUGCCAGUCAAAAGUUUGGAAACACGACUAUCAUUUAUCAAUGGGCUUCCAUGUGAUGUUACACUAAAUCUUCCCUUCGAAGAGGAACAGUUUGCUUUAAAACACUUGGAGGAGAAGGUGUUGAAGAGUGUUGCAAUUGAUGGAGCAGAACAUGAUUUAAAUGUUACAAUAGAUCUUGACACAAGUAACUGUGGAGAUAUCAAGUACUUUGAUAACAUUCUCCAAACAAAAGUUUUCGAGAAAACGGCUCAUGUCAUCAUGAUUACUGCAGACACCAAUGUAGUUAAAUUGGUGAAUGUAGAUCCUGCAGAUGAAAUUGAGAAGUCUAAUCAAGGACUCCCAAGACUAAGGAUGCUCUACAAUCUUGAGCAGGAUGUACCCUUAAAUUCUUCAGUACUUAUAAAGGGGAAAACUGCAUUCAGAUUCUCUCUCAGUGAUAAGGGACACAUUGCAGGAACAGAAUUCAUGGAUGUUGAACCUGAGACCUUUGAGGUUUUCCUGCCAACGGAGGACAGUGGAACAGAAUCUUCCUCCAUUGGAUCUUUUAGCGUGAAGAUGGGAGGAGUUUAUGACUUCAUGGUGCAUAAGCCUCUUGAUGGAUCCAAUGUAACAUCUGUCACAUUGUAUGAAGUUACUCCUGCCAAUACUGUCCAUAUGCUGUGGCUGAUACCGCAAUAUUUUGUUAUCACAGUAUCUGAAAUCAUGUUCUCCAUUACUGGGCUUGAGUUCUCAUUCAUGCAGGCUCCAAGUAGUAUGAAAUCAGUCUUACAAGCUGCCUGGCUUCUCACAGUAGCUUUUGGUAACUUGAUUGUUGUCAUCAUUGCUGAAGCCAAAUUCUUUGAAAGACAAGCUCUUGAGUUCUUCCUCUUUGCCGUCCUCAUGUUUGUUGAUAUGGUGGCAUUUGCUGCUUUAGCGGUAAGGUACAAAUAUGUAGAUCAAAAUGGAGAAAUCGAAGAUUCCAAAGAGAAGCAAGGAAAAUCAGGGAAGGAAAAUGAGGCGUAUUCUGAUGAUGAAACAAACUUUUGAUUAGAUAAUUACAGAGUCAUUAAUUGUUAAAUACCAAUCACUCUUCUGCUAUUACUUGUUUAAAGUUUUGGAGUAAUGUAAAUAAUAAUUUGCCUCAGUUACAUGAUUUCAAAUGAAAAAAAAGUCAAGUAUGCAGACAAAUAUUCCCUUUCCAUAUUUAUGAUUAUUCAAAUUGGCUGUUGUAAAAAACAAUUUUUGUUGGCUGUUUGAAUUAUACAUAUAUUUAAGGUUCAUUAUGGCUUCUGCUCCAUAUCUGUAGUCUACAGUAUGUAAAAACAUAUACUGGUAUAUAUACAUAAACUUAUUUGAUGAAUUAUUUUACGACAUGCCUUAAUCAAACCACAAAGUAAAGAUAAAGGUCAAAGUUGAAGUUUAUUUACAGUACAUAAUGUUUAUAUUUAUUGUCUUAUUCCAUAUUUUUCAUGUAUCUCAGCCAUUAGCCUUUCAUCUUGUAAAUAUCAUUUUUAUCUGUGAAUAUUGUAGAACAGUUUUUACAAUAAUUCUAGGUUUUAACUUGGGACAGCUGAACCACAUGUAUUAUCUGUCUUGUACAAGAGUCCUGUAAAAUACUUGGUGGGUGCCAGAUACCUGCAGUGUGUCUUAUAUUAUAAACAUUGAUUUUGUUUAUAUAUAAAUGGCUUCACAAGUGCUUAGUCACCAAGGAGAUAAAUUCCUGGGCUACCUAAUCUCACUUUUUUACCCCAUUCCUUGAUUUUUUUGUUGAAAGUUUUUACUUCUAUUACUGAAAGGUGAGGUCAAGGAAAUCUACUAAUUGAGUCCUUAGGAAGCCAUGUGUGUGUGUGUGUGUGUGUGUGUGUGUGUGUGUAAACAAGAUUAAUUGAAGAAAACCACAGUGGGCAGCACACACAGACAUGCACUCCUAGUGUCAAUAGGUUGAAUAGUGAAUACAUAGAAAUAACAUAGGAGACCAAUGGAAACCUAUUAUAUUUGCAAACAUAUUUUUCCAGAUAUUUUAAAGUUUUAAACAAAUGAAUGUGGUAAAUAUGAAAGGUCUUACACAAAUGUAUUUUCCCAAAAAAAUCCUAGAAAUGUCAAUUUACAGCAAAUGCUUUUUGGAACAACCCUUUUUGUGCAUGCAAAUACAAAAUUAUAUUUUGGAUUAUUUAAAUAUAUAUCAAUCAUUGUGUCAGAUUUUUUGGUGGAUCAGCUUUGAUUUAUAAUAUUGUUACCUGUUAAACCAAUAGAUACAAUUUUUAGGAAUACCAGUGUAUAUUAUUUUAAUAUUUCAGAAGAAAAUAUUCAUAAUUAAUGAUUGCAUACUGUAAUGUUAUGCUGUAUGUAUCUUCAAUGUCAUAAGAUAAUUUACUUCUGAUGCAAAAGUAUUAAAAACAUAAUUUUGUUUCUCUUUAUUUAAAACAAGGAUUUUUUAAAUAAAUAUCUUUUAAUAAAAAAAAAAAAA
This is a messenger RNA of Penaeus vannamei (Pacific white shrimp), 3772 nucleotides long. NCBI's taxonomy places the organism in Eukaryota, Metazoa, Arthropoda, Malacostraca, Decapoda, Penaeidae. The record is from RefSeq and is a predicted model, not a curated record.